AUGGCAAAGAAAGGGCGUACGAAGGGCGAGAAGCCCGAAGCGCUCAUCUCUGCCCUGCAGGCAGCCAAUGAAGAUCUCAGGUCCAAGCUGACUGAUAUUCAGAUAGAGCUACAUCAAGAAAAAUGCAAGGUGAGCAAGCUAGAGCGGGACAAGGUGCAGGAGGUAAAGCGAGUGCGAGAGCAGGAGCAGCACCGUCACACUGCCAUGUUAACAGAGCAGCGGGCCAAGUGGCACGAGGAAAAGCAAAAGGAGCUUCAGGCUCUCAGGGAAAACCUGACCCGGCAGCAUGAGCAGGAGCUGGCCCGCCACGCCAAAAUAAAAGACCAGGAGAACCAGAGGCUCAAGGCUGCUUUGAGUGCUAUGCGUGAUGGCAGUGGGGAGAAGGUGCGCACAGCAUUGACCCUGGAAGCCAAGGAGGAUGCACGUCGCUUCUUUGACCAGGAGAGAGUGAAGCUCCUGCAGGAGAUAAUAGAGCUGAAGUCUACUAAGAAGCAGACCGAUGAGGCUCUCAGCAACAUGAUCCAAGCUGACAAAAUGAAGGCUGGAGACCUGCGAGUGGAGCACCAGCAGCACCAGGAGCAGAUCUCCAAGAUCAAGUGGGACUGUGAGAAAGACAUCCGCAGACUGGUGGAUGAAAUCAAAUCUAAAGACCGCACCAUCUUCGCUCUGGAGAAAGAACUGGAGUCAACGUCGGGUUUCUUGCAGAAGCUGCAGCUUCAGAAGGACGCUCUGGACGAACAACUGUUCCUUGUCAAGGAGGCUGAGUGCGGCCUGGGAAGCCCGAAAAGAGAGAUUCCCGGCAGAGCUGGAGAUGGAGCAGAGCACUGUGGCAGCCCAGACCUGAGGAGAAACCAGAGGCGUAUUGCUGAACUCAACUCAACUAUACGUAAAUUGGAGGACCGCAACUCGCUGCUGGUCGAUGAGCGGAAUGAAUUGCUGAAGCGAGUUCGAGAGUCAGAGAAGCAGUGCAAGCCCCUACUGGACAAGAACAAGCUGCUGAGUAAAAGGAAUGAUGAUUUGACCCAUACUAUCCAGAAGCUGGAGGAGAAACUUAAGAGCCUGGCCAAGGAGAACCUUGAAAUGAGGGAGAAGAUCAGCUCCCAUCCACCACUAAAGAAACUGAAGUCUCUGAAUGACCUGGACCAAGCCCAUGAUGACCAGGAAAUAGCCUUUCUCAAGCUUCAAGUCCUGGAGCAACAAAGCAUGAUUGAUGAACUGACAAGAGACCGAGAGAAACUACUAAGAAAGAAAAGGCAUAAAAGAAGUUCAAGGCCAAUUAAGGUAGAAAAAAAUCCAAUUUUAGACACCUACUUUGGGUAUGAUGAAGAAUCUAUGGACUCGGAGACUUCUUCAGUGGCUUCAUUCCGGAUGGACAGGACCCCUGCUACUCCUGAUGAAGACCUAGAUGAGGGUCUAGCCAAUGAGGAGUCUGAGCUGCGUUUCCGUCAGCUGACCCGGGAGUAUCAGGCCUUACAGCGAGCCUAUGCCCUGCUGCAGGAACAGAAAGGAGGCAUACUGGACGCUGAGAUGGAAGCCAAGGCGCAGGAGCAGGUCCAGGCAGACAUUCUCAGGUAUAAGGCAAAAAUAGAGGACUUGGAGAAGGAACUGACCCUGAAAGGACAGGACUCCAAAUGGGUGGAGGAGAAGCAACUCUUCUUACGAAGGAAUCAGGAGCUAUUAGACAAGGCUGAAAAGGUGGAGUCAGAGUGCAGUCGGCUGCAGCAAGAGCUCCAAGACUCCAAAGACCAAAACGAGCUGUUAGAGUUCAGGAUACUGGAGUUAGAGGAGCGUGAAAGGAGGUCUCCUCCAUUCAACCACCUGAGGAUGCAUCCCUUCUCUGAGGGAGUCAGUGCCCUGCAGAUUUACUGUAUGAAGGAGGGUGUCAAGGACGUUUGCAUACCAGAUCUCAUCAAACUUCUAGAUAUCUUGGGAGACAACGGGAACUUAAGAAAUGAGGAGCAAGUGGCCAUUAUUCAGGCUAGCACUGUUUUGUCACUAGCAGAAAAGUGGAUUCAACAGAUUGAAGGGACGGAGGCAGCGCUUCACCAGAAGAUGAUGGACCUCGAAAUAGAGAUGGAAAUGUUCUGUAAACAAAAAGGAUAUCUAGAAGAGGAGCUGGACUACAGAAAACAAGCCCUGGACCAGGCCUACAUGCAAAUCCAGGAGUUGGAAGCAACGUUAUACAACGCCCUGCAGCAGGACAAGGUGAUCAAAUAUGGUGAGCCUCUAGAUGAGCUUCAGAAAGAUGAGCUGCGGACAGCAGUGGAGAAGCUGAGGAGGCAGAUGCUAAGGAAGAGUCGAGAGUACGACUGCCAGAUCCUCCAGGAGAGGAUGGAACUGCUGCACCAGGCGCACCAGAGAAUUCGGGACCUUGAGGAUAAGACAGAAAUCCAGAGGAGGCAGAUUAAAGACCUGGAGGAAAAGUUUUUGUUUCUGUUCUUGUUCUUUUCUCUCGCCUUUAUCCUUUGGCCUUGA
Molecule: messenger RNA, 2475 nt
Organism: Scomber scombrus (Atlantic mackerel)
Lineage: Eukaryota; Metazoa; Chordata; Actinopteri; Scombriformes; Scombridae
Gene: jakmip2
Product: janus kinase and microtubule interacting protein 2
Exons: 22
Coding region: 1-2475 (824 amino acids)
Molecular function (GO): microtubule binding; kinase binding
Source: RefSeq, a predicted model, not a curated record